AUGGGUAUCCUUGAGACCAAAAAUUUCUCUAUCAUCGACUUCUCCUACUUCGCUGAUCAUCCUUCUGCGCUCCUUUCAAGGUCAUCGAGGGAUGCUCUUAUGCUGGUGCCUGCCAUGUCAGCGAUGGGACUAUGCAGAGCAAUCUGCGCUCCGUGUUCAUCAUCAUCCACUUUUUACAUUACCUCAUAUCCAAUUAGUCCAACCCCCCAAUACC
This is a messenger RNA of Acaulospora colombiana, 214 nucleotides long. NCBI's taxonomy places the organism in Eukaryota, Fungi, Glomeromycota, Glomeromycetes, Diversisporales, Acaulosporaceae. The record is from the annotation of a GenBank genome assembly.